UGUUAGGGUUAGGUUAAACUUGGUCCGGUUAAUUCUGCGUUGGGUUUCGAUCUGCAACUCAUGGCCACCGAUCGCUUGGAAGAGAGACUCGGGAGAAGACGAGGCUAUAUAUUUUUAAUCGAGGGUUAGGGUUACACAAUUAUCUCCUCCAUGGCCAAUUCCAAGACCAAGACCGGAGGUUGUUCGCUGCUGCUAAUUGGUCUUUCUUAGUUCUCUCGGUUUGAUGGUGUGCUCGAACUAUCUAGGGUUUUGUUUCCUUUGAAUUGUUGACCUAUUGUUUUGCACGGAGUACUUCUUUUUGCCGUGACUAAUUUGGUUGGAUUGCCGUUCAAUUGUCUCAAUUCGGACCUUCAUUUUGGGUUCUUCGGGAGAUCUAGGGCUUUCCGUUGGAUUUCGAACUGCUUGAAAUUAACUGCGGAAUUGUCUGCCGGAUUCUUUUUUCUUGUUGAUAGUUGUUGCGGGGUUUGUGUUGGUCGCUUUCCUUAACAUGGAAUCGGGACUUCUAGUUUUGCUUACUGACAAUCUUGUGGAAGAUUGACCUUAUUCCAUCUCCGAUUUCGAGAUUUGGUAACGUGCUUGUCGACGAUAAUAUCUGAUAAGUUAUUCAUUGAUUAUGAUGUUGGGUUUUUUUUUUUAAUUUCUUAUUGUCCUUUCAAAAUUUUAGCUCGGUGUUUGUUUCUGCUUGAUAGAAUUUGAUUCCUGAGCUUGUUAUGGUGAUUUGAUCGUUUCUCCUUUCCUUUUUGUCUCUUAUCGGUAGUCUGCUUCUCAAUUAUUUUCUAAAGUACUUGUAUGUAGGUUAUCUGAUGAUUAUGGCUGCUUUGUUUUAAGAGCUAUAUGUUAUCACUGAGCUGUUGUAUUUUGCAGAAAUGUUUACCUUUGCGCUUUUUUGACUGCUUGUAGGAAGGUUGCAUUGUAACUAAGGAGUCCUAGAGAGUACGUAGUGCAGUUAUUACUUGUACAUUCCAUUACUAUUUCACUUGGUUGUUUUUUGUUUCUUUCGUCAUAUCUGUUAAAACUGUGCUUUGUGGGAGCAAUGGUGUUGGAUUCAUGGGCAUGGAAAUUUGUUGCAGAUGUAUGGAUCAUCAUGAAGCUGAUGAAGAUAGUGUGCUAUCAAAUGCCAUUAUAGAAGAUUUUGGUUUCUUGUUAAUGGGCGCACCCAAGCAAAAAUGGACUGCCGAAGAGGAGUCCGCUCUCAAAGCUGGAGUUCGAAAGCAUGGGGCUGGAAAAUGGCGCACAAUAUUGAAAGAUCCAGAAUUUAGUGGUACAUUAUGUCUGAGGUCGAAUGUGGACCUCAAGGAUAAGUGGCGGAAUUUGAGUGUGACUGCUAAUGGGUGGGGAUCUCGAGAGAAGGCCAGAAUAGCCAUGAAACGGAGCCAGCAAAUAGUUAAGCAUGACAAUAGCCCAAAGGCUGUCAGCACGUCAAUUGAAGAUAGUGAUGAUGAAAUACUUGACAUCAAGCCUAUUGCUGUGAGUAGUGAAAAUAUUCAUAUAACUGGUCAAAAAAGAUCAUUCUCACGGAUAGACAAUCUGAUAUUGGAAGCUAUAACGAACUUGAAGGAACCCACUGGAUCUAACAAGACAACUAUUGCGAUGUAUAUAGAGGAUCAAUAUUGGCCUCCUCCAGAUUUUACACGAUUAUUAUCAGCUAAGCUGAAGACAUUGACUGCAAGUGGGAGAUUGAUUAAGGUCAAGCGCAGGUAUAGAAUAGCACCAACAUCAGCUUUUCAGAAAGGAAAAUCAUCUAAUAUUUCUAUUUAUGAGGGAAGACAAAGGGAGCCAUCCGGAUCAGUAGUUGAUGACUUCACACCCCUCUUGAGAUCUCAAGUAGAUGUUGAAUUAGCACGGAUGCGAAAUAUGACUGCACAAGAGGCAGCUGCAGCUGCUGCUCAAGCUGUUGCGGAGGCAGAAGCAGCCAUGGCGCAAGCUGAAGAGGCAGCAAAGGAGGCAGAGGCUGCAGAAGCUGAUGCAGAAGCAGCACAGGCUUUUGCGGAGGCAGCAAUGUUGACUAUUAAAAACAGAAAAACGGCUGACCUGAUAGUCCGAGCUUGACAGGAAUCGACUGGUCAAUUUAGCUUUACUCCAGAUUCACAACCAACAAUGACCCUUGGGAGUCAACCUCAGGACUCACUGGGCCGUUGUUGGUUCCACGGUGUUGUGACUCCAAACAAUUGUUGUUGUAUAUGCUAUCGGAAGACCAAGUGUAUGGAGGAGGAGAGCUGGUGCUUCAGAGUGAGAUCUUCCAAAUUGGCUGAUGAUAUCGUGUGCUGCCUGGACUCGCCAAAUCUGCAGAUGCUUGUGUAGGAAGCUGAAUGAUUGCCUAUGGGAGAUUGUUUUCUGUAGGGAAAAUCUGACAUGGUGGAACAUUUUCUUUCUUGAGUUUGGAUUAGACUAUUUAGAGCAAUGGGGGGCUUAAUUAUACCACUGGAGACAGCAAUUGUAUUAAAGAUCUCACAAGGAACUCUCGAUUAGGAACACAUUUUUUGAGACAACAUUAAAAAUGAUGUUUUCAGAUGCA
Musa acuminata AAA Group (dessert banana) is the source of this 2515-nucleotide messenger RNA. RefSeq names its product single myb histone 6-like. Gene Ontology annotation, biological process: nucleosome assembly. Gene Ontology annotation, cellular component: nucleosome. Gene Ontology annotation, molecular function: double-stranded telomeric DNA binding. Bases 1048 to 2049 code for a protein of 333 amino acids. NCBI's taxonomy places the organism in Eukaryota, Viridiplantae, Streptophyta, Magnoliopsida, Zingiberales, Musaceae. The record is from RefSeq and is a predicted model, not a curated record. The transcript is spliced from 8 exons.